AUGGAGCGGACCGAACAGCGUGGAGAGCUUAUUAGCUCUGUUCUGGAGGCGAUUUCAGGCGUAUCCUUUCCAAUUAAAAGCAAUCUCUGCACUCGCUUUCCUACCAAGCUGGUUCUACGCAAAACUCCUCGGGUUGGUAUUAGCAUCUUAAUUGUCUCAGACCACUCUCGCAGCGAUUCUGAGAAGGCAGGCCUUUCCAGCUUCCAUGCGGAACUAGAGAGCUUUGAUAGCCUCGCCACUCUGAUCGAGAAUGCCAAGAGUGCUAUGAGCAUAUCGAUGCAUGGUAAAGCAUUUUCUAAGAACCUCCUUCGAGUGGAAAUCUCCGGUUCCAACCACCCUUACUUAACCAUCGUAGAUCUCCCUAGCCUGAUUCAUUCACAAACCAAGAAUCAGAUAGCAUUAGAUAUCGAGCUGAUCCAAGAUGUUAUCAAGUCCUACAUAAAACAAUCUCAAAAUAUUAUCCUAGCUGUAAUCUCGGCUAAGAACAACUUCGCGAACCAGAUUAUCUUGAAGCUAGCCCGUACAGCGAAUGUUUCUGAACAUCAUACUCUCAGCAUUAUAACGAAGCCCGAUAUGCUACUUGCUGGAUCAGAGAGCGAGGCAUUGUAUGUAUCUCUGGCCCGGAACCAAGAGAUCGAUUUCCGUCUCAGCUGGCACGUGCUGAAGAAUAUGGACUCGGAAACUAGCAAGGGGUCUCUUGCUCAGCGAAGCGCGCUUGAGGAUUCAUUUUUCGCGCAGGGGAUCUGGAGAGAGCUUCCCGAGUCCAUCCUUGGAGUUGGACAGUUACAUCAUCGGCUGAGCAAAGUUCUCCUUAAUCACAUCAUAUCAGAACUGCUCAGCCUAGCUCAAGAUAUCGAGGGUAAGCGCACCUCGUGCCAAAACGAGCUGGAGAAGCUGAGCCAGCCUCGAGGCACUUUGGAUGAGCAGCAGCUCUAUCUACUGUGUAUUAGCGAAUCAUUUCAGCGGCUUGAUACCGAGACAGAGCGGGGAUACCAGCAGCGCAUCCGAGCUGUUGCUCAAAAUCUCAAUGAGAACUUUAGCACCCACCUCGGCAGGAAGGGCCAUCGCCGUCAAAUACUCAGCUACAGUGUUUUGCCCGUGGUAUAUGUAUUCGAGGGCAUUACUUUUCUCACCCGAGACGACUUCAUCAAGCAUGUACAAGUGAAGAUGUACAGGUUCAAAGGUCGAGAGCUUCCGGGCUUAUUCAAUCCAAUGAUCAUUGCUGAUCUCUUUCAGGAUCAAGCUAGUUCAUGGGAAGGCCUUGCUUGCGAUCAUGUUCGCAGCGUAUGGAAGGCGUGCAAGACGUUCCUUAGGCUUGUUAUUGAACAUAUUGCUGAUGUCGGGAUCUCAGCUGCUCUUAUUCAGAAGUUUUUUGAACCGGCAAUGGCUGAGAUUUUGGCUGCCCUGGAGACCAAUAUCGGUGACGUAGUCAAGUUACAUCAGAUCAUUCACUCUAUUACUUACAACGCCGAAUUUACGGAAAUAAUUCAGAGGGUUAGAGCUAACAGAAAGAGAGCUGAGUACGCCGCAGUGGUAAAACGCUUUUUCAACGUUUCCACUCUGCAGCAUGCUAGCUCUCAGAGUUCAAAGCUCGAAGAGCUGGUUGAAACCUUGGUGAGAGAGACUACUGAGCUAAAUAUGGAUCGCUAUGCAGCCAUCGAAGCCCUGGACUGUAUGGAAGCAUAUUACAAGAUUGCUAUGAAGCGCUUUGUUGAUGAUGUUGCAGUCGAGAUCAUCGAGGUCCAGCUUGUAUCCAUACUAGGGGAUAUUUUGUUCCCAAGCAAAGUCUAUAAGAUGGAUCCUACUCUGCUAGGCGCUGUAGCCGGGGAGUCCGAGGAAUAUCGGACUUUGCGAGAGCAGCUGAAGCAGCAGCUCGAAGUACUAAGCAAAGGAGCUGAGACUUGCAAGCGCUUUGUCGGGAAUAAAUUUAGCAGUAUGGCAGAGGCUUGA
Messenger RNA from Cryphonectria parasitica EP155, 1950 nucleotides. RefSeq lists its product as uncharacterized. The record is from RefSeq and is a predicted model, not a curated record. Gene Ontology annotation, molecular function: GTPase activity; microtubule binding; GTP binding. Lineage: Eukaryota; Fungi; Ascomycota; Sordariomycetes; Diaporthales; Cryphonectriaceae. The transcript is spliced from 4 exons. Gene Ontology annotation, cellular component: cytoplasm; microtubule; membrane. Bases 1 to 1950 code for a protein of 649 amino acids.